UCAAGCACCCAGAGUCUGGAAUGCAGCAACCAAAGUGGCCUCAUCCGCGUAGAAAGUGACAGCGGUAUCGGAUUAUUAGGCAGCAAUAGUAGCAAAUCUGCUAGCCCUACAGCGAUUGCCACGGCAUCUUUGCACCAGCGUGGCUACAGCAGCGAAACUGAGGCACGAGUAGGUGACAAUGUCGAAACUGGCCGUGGGAGCAACAUCGAGAAUUGGGCGAUGACUGUACCACUUCCACCUCCCAAUCUACUUCCUCAACCCGUUAUUAUUCCUGUUGACUCUUCUUGCAGACAAGAUUCCGCAUUUUCCUCCGGAGUAAAUUGCAGCAUAGAGACACCACCCAGCUGGAUUCUGGUCAAUAUGGAGGCCAGGCGGGAACUGCAAUCCCAAAAUCUAUGUAUCACACAUGCCCCUUCCGAUAAGAUGCAGCCUCAUCCUUUUCCUACAGCUGAACUUUCAACCGGUAUUUUCUGCAUUUUUUAA
Molecule: messenger RNA, 483 nt
Organism: Protopolystoma xenopodis
Lineage: Eukaryota; Metazoa; Platyhelminthes; Monogenea; Polystomatidea; Polystomatidae
Source: the annotation of a GenBank genome assembly